ACUCCCAUUCCCUCUCAACUCCCAUUCCCCAUCUCUAAUUCCCACGAACCAAACACGCUGUCAGGGCCGCACGACCCUCCCGAACGCGGCCCUCGCCUACCUCUUCCUCGCCAGCGGCGAUGAACCCGCAGGGUCAGAGCAGCUCGCUGGAGCGCCUCCACAACGUUGAGCAGCGGAUAGUGCGGGUGGUGGAGCUGUCGGGCGCGGUCAUGGAGGAGCUCGGAAACUCGCAGGGUCCCCGCGGCGAAGCCGUAGCCUCCCACUGCCGCGACUUCAUGCUCUUUAUGAAGGAAAUACAAACAACUUUGCGCGAGGAAAUAAAAAGUGCUUGUGAAUAUCGUCCAUUUGAGAAGUGCGACUAUAGUGCAAGAAUCGCUAACGAGAUUUGUUGCAAAAAGCUGGAGUAUGUAAUUGAGAAGAUGGAUGCCAUGCAACUAAACAUGGAGCAAAGUUCUGAUGGAGUGUAGCUAGUUAACUGCAUUCUAGUGCCUGGUGGUGAAGUGGUGAGUGCAAGGCUUAGGAGCAAGAACAGACCUGACCAAGCAUGAGUGUUGGUUUGUUAAAAAGCUUUCUUUUAAUAACUUGUCUGUUCGAAUGUGCAAAGCUUUGUUCAACUCUGAACGAGGAGGUGUUUCACUUACAGUGCAUUGAACUAGGAGAUCAUGUAACCACAUGUAAGUAAGGUUUGGUGGUGUACUUGUAUUGUCGCACAACUUUGGGAUGUGGAUUACUUCGUUUCCACUGAACGAGGAGGUAUUUGUCUUA
Messenger RNA from Hordeum vulgare subsp. vulgare (domesticated barley), 765 nucleotides. RefSeq names its product mediator of RNA polymerase II transcription subunit 11-like. NCBI's taxonomy places the organism in Eukaryota, Viridiplantae, Streptophyta, Magnoliopsida, Poales, Poaceae. The transcript is spliced from 4 exons. The record is from RefSeq and is a predicted model, not a curated record. Gene Ontology annotation, molecular function: transcription coregulator activity. Bases 120 to 467 code for a protein of 115 amino acids. Gene Ontology annotation, biological process: regulation of transcription by RNA polymerase II. Gene Ontology annotation, cellular component: mediator complex.